Messenger RNA from Lytechinus pictus (painted urchin), 5559 nucleotides. RefSeq lists its product as uncharacterized. Bases 1 to 5559 code for a protein of 1852 amino acids. Gene Ontology annotation, molecular function: nucleic acid binding. The transcript has a single exon. Gene Ontology annotation, biological process: DNA integration. Lineage: Eukaryota; Metazoa; Echinodermata; Echinoidea; Temnopleuroida; Toxopneustidae. The record is from RefSeq and is a predicted model, not a curated record.
AUGGAUCCCUCAAAUAAACCAAAUUCAGAAGCCCUUGCUGGAGUUGGACCUGGAGCUGGAGACGAGGAUGAUGUAAAGUCUACCACAUCUCGGGGGAGCGCCAUGUCCAGAGUGUCUUGUGUAAGCGAUACAUCAAGCGUGAAACUAAGAGCAGCGAGGGUGAAGGAGGAGCUGGUGAAUAAGAAAAGGGAGCAGUUCUUACAGGAACAAAGACUAAGACGAGAACAGUUUAAAUUACAACAGGAACAAUUUGAACUGAAUGAAAGAAUAGAACUUCUCAAGAUCGACCAUGACAAGGAAAAUGCCAAGGUUGAAGCCACCAUGUGGCAAGAACAAGUAAAUGAAGAAAGGGCAGAAGCAGGAUUUCCGCCCUUACCUAAGAAGGACUUGGACAAUGUACAAAUUACAGAAAGUUGGUUCUCCACCCAGGGAGAAUCAAAUCAUCAGGGUAAUGUACCAAAUGUUCAAAAGGAUAAUGUAUAUGUUAAAGGUAAUGAACAUGUAAGUACUGGUGUAGUAGGUGAAGGUACUACAACAAUUCAUAAGCCGAGUAAUGAAGGAGUAGGGUUAAGCAGGGGAUACAAUGGUAAUCACCAAGUUAAUAGCCAAGCGCAAGAACAGAAACCCUUCAUACCCAAUCCAUUUCAGACCCCAGUUAAUAACAUGUAUAAUCAUAAUAUGAUGGCAAUGGCUCUAAGUUUGCCAAAGCCAGACAUGCCAACUUUCUCAGGCAAUCCGAUUGAUUAUUGGAAUUUCGUGAAUAGUUUUGAAGUUAAUAUUGCUGACAGAAUUCAUGACAGUAGGUUAAAAUUGUCUUACUUAAUUCAGUUUACCUCAGACAAGGCCAGAGAGGCCAUAGAAAAUUGUGUAUUAUUAGAUCCCGAUACAGGUUAUUCCCGAGCUAGGAUAAUACUACAGGACCAGUUCGGACGGAACUACAUAGUGGCUAGAGCUCACCUGGAGAAGGUCAUCAAUAGAUCACCACUUAGGGCCACGGACAGCCAAGGUCUGUGGGAUCUAGCCAGAGACAUGAGGAGGUGUCAGAUGACAACUUCUCAGAUGGGGUACUCGGCUGAUAUGAGUACAACGGAUACCCUACUGAAGAUUCAACAUCUUCUCCCAGUCCACAUUCAAUCCAAGUGGGCCAGCCGAGCACAUUCACUGAUGGAGCAAUCAGUGAUGCCCAACUUCUCCCAUCUGACAGACUUCAUCGAAGAGUCUGCUAAGGUGGCGAGUAAUGUGUUCGGUAAGAGCGUAGGGCGUCCAGCCGUGCAAGACAAGAAGGCAUCUGCGGGAAAGCCUAGGCCAAAGGUUUCGACCUUUAAUACUACAACAAGCAAGUUUGAGAAACCUAAGGAAUCGAGCUCAUGCCCAUGCUGCUCAGAGAAGCAUGAGCUUGAUAAGUGCCGCAAAUUUAAAGGUCAGUCAGUAGAUGAAAGGUUUGCCUUUGUCAAGUCUAAGGGGCUAUGUUUCAAUUGCCUCAAAUGGUCGCACAUGGCAAAGGGCUGUACAGCUAACCCUAAGUGCAGCAAGGAUGGGUGCAAGAAAAGACACCACACCCUUCUUCACAUGGAGUGGUCCACCAAGGGCAAAGAUAAAGGGCAAGAAACAGGUAAGCAAACUGGGGCCGGGCAAGGAUCUGACUUAGAUAAACAGGCCGACACUAAUGCUGUUGGUGGUCAGAAAGAGGUUUGUCUCCGAGUUUUACCUGUCAAGGUUAGAGGCAAUCGCAGGGAGGUGACAACAUGGGCUUUGCUGGACCAUGGCAGCGAUGUUUCCCUCUGCGAACAGCGUCUUGCAGAUGACCUCGGCAUCCAAGGUAAGGAGACAAACUUCCGACUGACCACGGUGAACAACACUAAUACCCAAAGGGGAGGACAGGAGGUUAGUUUCUCCAUUCAAGGAAUUAAGGACAGGGAUGUAAUUGAUAUGCCCAGGGUGUGGACGGUAGAAUCACUACCAACAACCCAUAGAAGUAUACCAAGGCAACAGGACGUAGAUAGAUGGUCCCAUCUGAAGGGAAUAGAGCUUCCAACAGCUCCCAAGAAGGAUAUCACCUUGCUCAUAGUGAGUGACACCCCAGAGGCCUUCUGGGUCCAGGAAGAAAGGAGGGGAAAGAAGAAAGAACCUUAUGCUAUCCGUUCUCCACUGGGAUGGACAGUCAUGGGCCCCACUGGACGCAGAAGGAAAGGAGCAUUUGAGGUGAACAACAUCUCCUCAAUGGAUGACCAUUUGCAAGAGCAAGUCCAGAGAUUCUGGAAACUGGACUAUGCUCCUGGUGAUGAGAGUGAAAGAUUAGGUGACUCGGUAGAAGACAGGAAGGCUCGUGCCAUGAUGGAAGACACAAUCCGUCUUAUGGAUGGCCAUUAUGAGAUGGGUUUACCUUGGCGUCAAUUCCCUCCGUCUCUACCAAACAACCACAAGAUGGCAGAGUCACGUUUACGAUCUCUAAAGAGAAGACUGGAGAAGGAUGACAGCCUUCACCAGAAGUACACAGAAACUAUGACAAAUUAUUUGUCGAAGGGGUUUGCAAGGGAGGUGGACGAGGACCCUCAAGAGGAGGGCUCUAUCUGGUAUCUACCUCACCACCCAGUGACUCAUCCCUUCAAGCCGGAAAAGGUGCGUGUAGUAUUUGACUGUGCUGCCAAAUACCAAGGAAUCUCCCUUAACAGCCAGUUAUUGAGUGGACCGGAUUACACAAAUAAGCUUGUUGGUGUGCUUCUUCGCUUCAGACAAGAGGAGAUAGCACUGGUGGCAGAUGUGGAGGGUAUGUUCCACCAAGUGAGGGUCACACCCGCCCACACUGAUGCGCUCAGAUUCUUGUGGUGGGAGAACGGCAACACGGACACGACGCCUAAGACGUACAAGAUGCAAGUCCAUCUGUUUGGAGCGACUUCGUCUCCAAGCUGUGCAGGCUUUGCACUCCAAAGGACUGAGGAAGACAACAGGCAGGACUUUGAGCCAGAAGUUUGUCAGAUAGUCAAGGACAAUUUCUAUGUCGAUGACUGCCUGAAGUCUGUUCGCUCUACAGAGGAAGCGAUAAGGCUCAUUCCUCAGUUAUGCAGCCUACUAAGAAAAGGAGGAUUCAGACUAACAAAGUGGGUCAGCAAUGACAAGGAAGUGUUGGAAACAGUCCCUCUUACAGAAAGGGCUGCAUCGGUAGUUGAUCUAGAUUUGGAUCAUCUUCCAAUAGAGAGAACACUUGGAGUCUUAUGGAACAUGGACUCUGACAUGUUUAGCUUCAAGGUUUCUCCCAAGGACGUACCAGCAACAAGAAGGGGUAUACUGUCCGCCACAAGCUCCUUGUAUGAUCCACUUGGAUUUGUGGCACCUUUCACAGUAAAUGCAAAGCUUCUUUUGCAGGAUCUUUGCGCCCAAGGUCUUGGCUGGGACGAGAAGAUCAAGGACCAGGACUUGCAACGCUGGCGAGCCUGGCUGGCUGAGUUACCAGAGUUAACCUCAGUACACAUCCCCAGAUGUUUCAAGCCAUCUGACUUCAAGGACCCUGUCUAUGAUCUCCAUGUGUUCUGUGAUGCGUCAGAAAGAGCAUAUGCAGCAUGUGCCUAUCUACGGAUAGAGGAUUCUGGUCGCACCCACAGUGCACUUGUGAUGGGGAAGACAAGACUUUGUCCUCUGAAGAAGAUGACAAUUCCCAGAUUGGAGCUGUCAGCAGCAGUACUAGCGGUAAAGCUGGGUCGAACCAUCAUGGAAGAACUCAGGCUACCAGUGAGGAGCGUCACAUACUGGACUGACUCUACCUCAGUGCUGCUGUACAUAAGGAAUACCAGUAGGAGAUUCCGUACAUUUGUGGCAAACAGAGUAGCUGUCAUUCAAGAAAAGAGUGACACUUCACAGUGGCGCUACGUUGAUACCAAGAGCAAUCCAGCAGAUGAUGGCUCAAGAGGAUUGCAUGCAGGACAGCUAUCAAGAUGGAUCCAAGGACCAAACUUCCUUCUGAAGCAAGAAGAAGACUGGCCGGAAGCAUUCCUAACUCCGACUGACCAGAGAGUAUUGCCCGCUCAGGACCUCAAGGAUGAUCCUGAGAUGAAGAGGACUAAUGCCAUAUCAAUCAAGCCUCAAGACAGCAUUAGUAAUCUGAUCAGUCGCUAUUCAUCCUGGAAUAGAUUAAAGAGAGGAGUAGCUUGGAUCCUUCGCUUCAAGGCACACUUGAUAGCCCGCACAAAGAAAGGUACAUCUCAGAAGACUACAGAUUUGACACCCUCCGAGUUGUCGGAAGCUGAGCUGGAAAUAGUGAAGUACAUUCAGAAGGAUGCCUUUCCAGCUGAGUUUGAGAAGAACAAGAAGUCAAGGGUUGAACAGUCCUCCAUGAAGAAAUUGAACCCUACCCUAGUUGAUGAUGUCCUUAGGGUAGGAGGGAGAUUGGACAGAUCACCUAUUGACUUUGAUGCCAAACACCCCAUGAUAUUGCCAAGCAACCAUCAUGUGACCAGACUGCUCAUUGAGCACCACCAUCAUGAAGUUGGUCACUCUGGUGCAGGCAUGACAUGGACGGCACUAAGGUCGAAAUAUUGGAUCCUGAAGGGGGGUUCCACUGUUCGACGGAUCAUAGGGAAAUGCAUUCAAUGUAGGAAGAGGAAUGCACCAAGAGGAAGGCAAAUGAUGGCUGACUUGCCGAAAGAAAGAGUGACACCUGGCAGGCCGCCAUUUACCUUCACCGGAGUCGACUACUUCGGGCCAUUCAGUGUUAAGCAAGGACGGAGCCAGCCAAAGAGGUAUGGCUGUAUAUUCACUUGUUUGACAACUAGGGCUGUACAUCUGGAGAUAGCCAACUCCUUGGAUACAGAUUCAUUCAUUAACGCUCUUAGAAGAUUUGUAAAUCGCAGGGGGCUACCUGAGAAAAUCUUUAGCGACAAUGGCACAAACUUCAGAGCAGGACAUAAAGAACUAAAGCAGAGCCUAGCAGAGCUCAACUCAACAAAGGUGGGUCGCUUUCUAACUCAGCGAGGGAUUGAAUGGGCGUUUAAUCCUCCGGGUGCAAGCCACAUGGGUGGUGUUUGGGAAAGAGUAAUCCGGUCAGUUAGGAAGAUAUUGGGAAAUCUUCUCAAGCUUCAGACUGUAACCGACGAAACUCUAAGCACACUCAUGUCUGAAGUAGAAGCAAUCCUAAAUGCUAGACCAUUGACACCCUUAAGCGCGGAUCCUAAAGACGAGGAACCGCUAACUCCAAACCAUCUUCUUCUCAUGAGAAGAAAUCAGUCACUUUCACCAGGGGUAUUUGAUAAGAGUGACUGCUAUACUCGAAGAAGAUGGAGACAAACCCAAUAUCUGGCCGGACAGUUCUGGAGGCGUUGGACAAAGGAAUACCUUCCCUUGCUCCAAGAACGCCAAAGGUGGCUUAAACCACAAAGAAACUUCCAGACUGAUGACCUUGUACUCAUAGCUGAUGACACUGCUCCUCGUGGGCACUGGCCACUAGGUAGAGUGACUAUGACCUACCCAGACAGACACGGACUAGUUAGACAAGUUGAAGUUAGGGUAGGAUCUAAAUACUAUAAACGACCAAUUUCUAAAUUAUGUCUUUUAGAGAGCAACGAUUAG